This is a messenger RNA of Botrytis byssoidea, 4746 nucleotides long. RefSeq lists its product as uncharacterized. The record is from RefSeq and is a predicted model, not a curated record. The transcript is spliced from 7 exons. NCBI's taxonomy places the organism in Eukaryota, Fungi, Ascomycota, Leotiomycetes, Helotiales, Sclerotiniaceae. Bases 1 to 4746 code for a protein of 1581 amino acids. Gene Ontology annotation, molecular function: phosphorelay sensor kinase activity; protein binding. Gene Ontology annotation, biological process: phosphorylation; phosphorelay signal transduction system.
AUGGCUGUCGACAACCACCCUACCCACAUCGACCUCCCUCCUCCCCUGGUAUCGCCAAAUGAAACUGCGAAAGGCACCCCCGUAUCAGACUAUGAGCGACCGAUGUCACCUUUACAUAUGCCUCCCGGGCAAAUUGAUGGGUUGGAUGCUUUGAAAGCCCAGGAAUACAUGAAUGGGCGACGAGGAUCCGGUCAGAGUAGCAACUUGCAUCUGCACAUACCGGGAAUGGUUUCACCUGCUGAUGUAGCAUUUUCGGCUAUGCACUAUCUGCCAUACCCUGUAAUUGUCUUGGAUAGCUCCAAAACGGUGGUUCUCGCAAACGAAGCCUCGGCGAGGCUACUGAGUGUAAAUGAUGGCGAAAGUGAAGCAGAAGAAGACCAACAACCGGCAGAACGAUACAAAGGUCAAACUCUCGCCCAACUGGGUAUUGACAUGAUGUCAGAUCUCAAGCCGGUAUGGGUUACCUGGGAUUUGUUCUUGGAUAGUCUGGGCGAUGAAAUCAAUGUCCAUUGCAAUGCACAAGAAUCGGUGUCUUCGGAAUGUGAAGGAGAUGUGACACCAACUGCAGAAAGAGCCGAUCCUCAAAACCGCUUUGCGACGCACGCUGAAAAGAAGACAUCUAUGGUUCAUGAUGCGGUAGUGGAAGUUGUCAUCACAGCUGGGUCGAUCACAGCAUCCACUUUUGCAGGACGGAUAGCUAAGAAAAUGGCAGAUAGACAUUCUUAUGCCAAGAUGAUCAUUAGUAUUUUCGAAAUCGAAGAUGAAAAAUACUUUCUCUUGACCUUCACGAGUACUGAAACUAAUCAAUCUGGACUACCUAGCCCGAAGCGAAGCUCGAGAAAGAUUCACAACCCUAAAUUUAAACUAGGUUCUAGCAAUGACUCCAAGUCUUCCAGCUCUCUGUCACAUUCAAACCCAUCAUCCGCAAGCUCUGAACAUGGUUCCAAUCAUGAUUCAAGUCAGGGAUCUAGUGGCUCUUCUGCGAUUACUAGUCCUACGAAUGCACCCAUGUCAUCUUCUCCGUUUCCACCUUUGGGUCCUCCAUCUCGCGUCAAUAAAUCAGGAGCCCCGUCAAUCUUACAGAAAGUAAUCGUGUUGAAAGAUGCAUUGUUGGAUAACACAGAAGUUCCUAUUCUGGCCAUGUGGAAGGAUGAAAGCUUGACGAUACCCAAUAAAGCUGCAAGGAGACUGUUUGCGAGAGAGGCCGACAUGUCAACGGUUAAAAAUGGGUUCGAUUUAGUUCAGAAGUGGCAUUGCUAUAAUCAUGAUUUUUCGGAGGCUCUAGAUCCGGCAGAUUAUCCCAUUUCAAUUCUCGUCAGAACGCAAACACCAUUUUCUAGCCGCUUGCUCGGGAUGUAUGACCCUGAUACUGAGGAGAAGGUUCUAUAUGAUUGUUUAGGAGAAGCAGUUCGAGAUCCAGAUACUGGCGAGUUUUUGGCUGGUAUUGUUACUUGUAGGGAUAUCACAGCCGUGACGCAACAGAUCGCCGAAAUAAAAGAGGCUGAUGAGCAGAGAUUCCAAAUAAUUUGUGAUAGUAUGCCGCAGCUCAUUUGGACCACCACUCCCGAUGGCAUGCAUGACUGGUUUAGUCAGCGUUGGUAUGACUACACGGGUCUGACCGUUGAAGAAUCUCUGGGUGAGGGUUGGAAAUUGCCAUUCCAUCCAGAUGAUAUGGCGUUGACAAAGAAGCGCUGGCUGCAUUGUCUGGAGACUGGCGAUCCUUAUACCACCGAGUAUCGUUGCAGAAAACACGAUGGAGAAUGGCGAUGGAUGCUUGGACGAGCUGUUUGUAUGAGGAAUAAAGAUACUGGCAAAAUCCAAAAAUGGUAUGGAACAUGCACGGAUAUCCAUGAAGCUGUGAUGUCAAGAUUCGAAGCUAAACGCCUUCGUCAACAAUUAUUGUCCGUCAUUACACAUGCUCAAGUUACACUGUUCUCAGUGGAUCGACAUCGCAAACUUAAUCUCCUCGAAGGCUCUUUCAUAUGGGAUCUUGACAGCGAUGUAGGAUCUAGCGAUGAGAGUGUUGCCGGCAGUGGUAAAGCUAAGGGAAGUGAUUAUAUUGGAAGGAAUGUCUAUGAAGUCUUCUCGAACCCAAAUAAUCAAAGGCAACGACAUGACAUGAUCCCUUCUUCACUACAGCCAAUCGAGGAUAUUUUGACUGGAAAGACAAUGGAAGAUAUGCAGGAACACGUGAUCGACAACAGAUGGUAUCGAACAAAAUUCGUCCCCGUUUUAGGUAAGAAAGACGGAGGCGGCCACAUCAACGAAGCAUUCAUCGAUGGUGUUAUUGGGUUGUCUAUGGAUAUAACAGAAAUUAAGGAUCGAGAAAACGAUCUCCAGAUGCAAGAAAGGGAGAACACAAGACUUCUUGCCAACGAAGCAGCUGCCAAAGAAGCAAGUCGUUUGAAGAGUCAGUUCCUCGCCAACAUGAGUCACGAAAUUAGAACACCCAUCGCGGGGGUAAUCGGAAUGGCUGAACUUCUGACUGAUAUGAAUCUCGAUGAAGAACAACAAGAGUGUGCUGAAAACAUCCAACGCUCUGCCAACGCACUUCUUACAGUUAUCAACGAUAUUCUUGAUUUCUCAAAGGUUGAAUCUGGCCGAUUAGACAUUGAAGAAGUUCAAUUUUCUUUGUCGGUUGUGGUACGAGAUGUUAGCAAAAUGUUAGGAUUCGCCGCCGAACGAAAGAAUUUGAUGUUUGAAUCCAACAUUGCUGUAGGGGUUGAAAGAGAUCUGAUCGUUAUGGGUGACCCAGGUCGCGUUCGUCAGAUCAUCACGAACCUCCUUACAAAUAGUAUCAAAUUCACCAGUGAAGGAAGAGUCAAAUUUUCGGUGAUUAAAGAAAAAGAAGAUGCAGAUACUAUCGAAGUGAAGUUUGUAGUUGAAGACAGCGGUAUUGGAAUCGAAGAGGAAGUACGAAAGCGUCUAUUCAAGCCUUUCAGUCAGGCAGAUUCAUCAACAGCACGAAGAUUUGGUGGCACAGGUCUAGGCCUCACGAUCAGUAAAAAUUUGGUGGAUUUGAUGCAUGGUAGAAUCACUUUGGAAUCAUCUUUGGGACAGGGUACAAUGGCGACUUUUUGGAUCCCAUUCAACAAACCACAGUAUCACGAUGGAAAUGUCUUGAUCGAUAUUGGAAGUUUGCCAGAUCGGUUACAAUCUGAAAUGAGUGUCUCUUGUGGUAGCUCAGAUUAUGACGUUGGCCAAUCGCCUCAAAAGAAUCCAUGGGACGUGUCUAAACAUCAUCGGUCUGUUAGCAUGACACCUCCUGUAGUGUCAGAGCUAGAGAUGUCUUCUGCUGAUAGGGCAAAUGUCAAAGUUCUUGUUGUUGAAGACAACGCUAUCAAUCAACAAAUUGCCUUGAAAACUAUUCGAAAAUUGGGCUUUUCCCCUUCGGCUGUUUGGAAUGGAAAGGAAGCCCUCGACUAUCUUCUCGCAGCAGAUUCUCCAAACCCACCUCAUCCAAAGCCAGAUAUUAUUCUGAUGGAUGUACAAAUGCCAAUCAUAGACGGAUAUCGCGCCACGCAUAUAUUACGCCAUCAUUCCCCCUACAAUUACUCGACACGUAACAUCCCAAUCGUAGCCAUGACGGCGUCAGCCAUUCAAGGCGAUCGCGAAAAGUGCCAAAAGGCGGGCAUGGAUGAUUACCUAGCGAAACCUGUCAAGGGCAAAACAUUGGAGAAGAUGUUGGUUAGAUGGGCGAUUAACAGGAGAGUGCCGAAUUCGGAGGGUGAGGUUGAUGAUGGCGGUAGUGAUUGUGCGGAGGGGGAUAAUGAGAACUGUUCAAAGAAAAGUGAGAAAUCGAAAUUUGACCGACGCGCCUCGACGAGUACCGCUCGUAAUCGUUCAUCAAAAUCCAUAGACAAGAGCGAAAACCACGCACUUAAACCCCCAACAUCUUUAAAUGCACCUAAGAAGCCCUACCAACCACAACCCCAUGCAUCCAGACUCGAAACCGACUCGAAACUAGUCGACGCAACGAAACAAUCCAAAGAUUCAACGAAGCCACUCCUCGAACAACCCCGCCCCACAAAAAGCGAGCGCAAUAAUUCUCAUCGUUUGACACUCCCGCAGCCAGAGGAUGAAGGAGAGAGAGCCGCGAGACGAGAGGGGUUCGAGGAAAAGGCUAAAGAGUUACGGGAUGAAAAAUUGGUCUCGGCGGCUGGUGAUGAGCAUGGUGACAUUCAUAUCCAUGGACACGGGCAUGGAGAACCAAUAGGCGUGGGGGCAGUUGAACCAGCAGCAAAACCACAAAAACUAACGGUAGAAAAUGUGGAGAGGUUGGCAAGACAGGAAAAUGAAGAAAUGGAAAUUGCUGCGAAAUUGGACUUUAGAGUUGGGAAUGGACAUGCAAAUGCGGAUCAAAAGGUGAAGCAAAACGGACACGCUGAAACUGGAAAGGCUGGUAAAGGAUCAGGGAGGGCAUUGAGUGUGCUUAGGGGUGACAGUAUGGAGGUUCUGGGAGAUACAUUAAUGGGUGAUUCCAGUCGCGAAGAUUUGAGUGGGGGAGGUACACAAACGCCGAGUUCGAUGCCGAUUGCGGAUAGUAGGGUAUUCGAGAGUCCGGGAGUGAUGGAGAGCGGGGUUGUUGGAGAUUACUUGGGGGCGAAGAGACGCGAGGGCAGUGAAAUUGAGAACGCAGAAGAAAGGAAGGACAGCAAAGAUAGCAAGUCAAGUCGUCCAAGUGUAGGAAGGCGAUGGAUGGAUAGUGAGGUUACUGUUCGGGGAUCACCUGCAGAAGAGUCUUAG